Nylanderia fulva is the source of this 1781-nucleotide messenger RNA. It is a transcript of the gene lute, whose product is annotated as BTB/POZ domain containing protein 3 lute. Gene Ontology annotation, biological process: neurogenesis. Gene Ontology annotation, cellular component: cytosol. The record is from RefSeq and is a predicted model, not a curated record. Lineage: Eukaryota; Metazoa; Arthropoda; Insecta; Hymenoptera; Formicidae. Gene Ontology annotation, molecular function: protein binding.
GCCUCUCUAACUGCGCGUAUGUCCAGGAAAUGGCGGCUGUAUAGCCGACAACAGACAGUACUCUCGGAUUCGUUCUCUUGUGCUUCGGGGAGGACGAAUUACGACGCGACGUAAGGUCAACACCAGGCGAGCCUGACGACGAUGGCAAUGUCGAAUCUCUACUCCAAGAUCUCCACCAAGCCGAUGAAGCGUUUUCAGGACAACGUCGCGGUCAAACAGACUAAUGCCUGGAUGAACGCGGAAUCUCCAAGCAAUACAUCAGAUUCACCACCCUCGGUUAGUCCACUUUCUUCAUCCAUCGUAUUACAACGCGAAGGAAGCAAUGCAAUAAAUCAACCAUUGAGUGCUCCCGCAUCGCCUUUGUCUUCUUUAUCGUCACCUAUAACGCAAUUAAAUUUGCCAUCACCUGGGGACUGCACUCAAGAUCCUAAUUGGCAAGCAACAAAACCUACAGUCCGGGAACGGAAUGCGGCCAUGUUUAAUAAUCAUCUCAUGGCCGAUAUCAUAUUUAUUGUUGGCAGUCCAGGCCACACACAAACUAUACCAGCACAUAAAUAUGUUCUUGCUACUGGUAGUUCUGUAUUUUAUGCCAUGUUCUAUGGAGGGUUGCCAGAAAACAAAAGAGAUAUUGAAGUUCCUGAUGUUGAACCAGCUGCCUUUCUCGCGCUAUUAAGGUACAUGUACUGCGACGAAGUGCAAUUGGAAGCGGAUACGGUUCUGGCCACAUUGUACGUAGCGAAAAAAUAUAUAGUUCCGCACUUAGCACGAGCGUGCGUGAAUUAUUUGGAAACGAGUCUGACGGCGAAGAACGCGUGUUUACUUUUGAGCCAGUCUCGCCUGUUCGAAGAACCUAAUCUUAUGCAACGUUGUUGGGAGGUGAUCGACGCACAAGCAGAAAUGGCAUUAAGAUCUGACGGUUUUGUGGACAUUGACAUUCAUACACUCGAAUCUGUCUUAUCUCGAGAGACGCUAAACUGCAAAGAAAUCCAUAUAUGGAAUGCUGCUUUACGAUGGGCUUCCGCGGAAUGUAUACGGCAAGAUCUCGAGCCUACACCAGUCAAUCAAAGGCAACUAUUAGGGUCUGCUUUGUAUUUAAUUAGACUUCCUGCUAUGAAUCUGGAGGAGUUUGCAAACAAUGCCGCACAGAUAGGAAUUCUAACGCAUCAAGAGACAAUUGAUUUAUUUUUGCACUUUACGGCCAGUAACAAGCCACAACUUUGUUUCCCUAUUAAAGCUCGUCAAGGACUAAAAACUCAAGUUUGCCAUCGAUUUCAAUCUUGCGCUUACAGAUCGAAUCAAUGGCGAUACAGAGGGCGCUGCGAUUCGAUUCAAUUUAGCGUCGAUAAGAGAAUAUUUGUGGUAGGUUUCGGUUUAUAUGGGAGCUCCUCCGGCGCCGCGGAUUACAACGUCAAGAUAGAGCUGAAGAGGCUCGGGAACGUCUUGGCAGAGAACAACACCAAGUUCUUCUCAGACGGUUCGAGCAAUACGUUUCACGUGUACUUUGAAAAUCCGAUACAAAUAGAACCGGAAUGCUCGUACACGGCGAGUGCAAUAUUGGAUGGUGGAGAAUUGAGCUUCUUCGGCCAAGAGGGUAUGUCGGAAGCGACAAUCGGUAGCGUGAACUUUCAAUUUCAAUGCAGCUCCGAGAGCACCAACGGCACCGGGGUGCAAGGCGGACAAAUCCCCGAAUUGAUUUUUUACGGACCGCCUUCCGACGACUGACGGAAAACGGAAUAUAUAUAGUUUAAUUAAUUAAUACUUUGCGACGAAAAAAAAAAAAA